UCCCCAAAAAAUUACAGUUGUGUUUGUGUAGCUAACAGACCAGAAAUUUUGGAAAAAUUAUAACAAAAAUUUAGUGAAUUUACGGAUAUCGGCGGCGAGACAGCUUUCAAAACGUCGUGCUGUUCCCUCAGUCGGUUAUUCUUCAGACGCGGAUUUUCGAUAAACAGGAAUCCAAUUAGAAUGCCAACCGCAGGCGCAAUUAUUUGCUCCCCCGCUCAGCGACGCCCCUCCCCAUCCCUCGAUCCUGAAAACACAAAGCUUCCCUUACUCCACCAGCAACAACAACAACCACAACAUGUACAACAACAACAAGCAGAAGCACAUCAAACGAUGCUUAUUGAGGAUGAGGUCUACGGUGUCAUUGAAGUCCCCAGUCAUAUUAGAGAGAUAGUGGAGCACCCUAUUUUUCAGCGCCUAAAACAUGUUCAUCAGUUGGGACUCCUGCCGUGGUGCCUCGAUAAGGAGGCGAAUCACAAGAGAUACGAUCAUUGCCUGGGAGCCUACAGAAGUGCACAGGAUCACCUAAGGGCCAUAGAAAGGAAUUCCCACUACGAGCCAAAACUACCGGACUGGUGUCGCCAGGCGGUGGAGAUAGCCGCUCUCCUUCACGAUGUCGGACAUGGACCAAUGUCACAUGCUUGGGAGCUUGUGAACCCUCAAUUUGAUCACGAAGAAAACGCGAUGGCCUGUGUGGAUAUAAUUUUUAAUGAUGCCCUAAAUCAGGAGCUGGUUUCCUUGAGGGACGAUGGCAGUGGGCGAGGAGUUCAAUUGAUUAAGGCUUUGAUAAUAGGUUGCAGUGAUUCCCUAUCGUUUCCCAUGAUGGGACAUAACUACAUAUUUGAUAUUGUUCAUAACCGUCGCUGCGGAUUAGAUGUGGACAAGUGGGAUUAUCUGCGCCGUGAUAACAAGCGCUUGAAAAUACUUUCCUCAGCGGAAAUGAAUUUUGAUGAUGUUUUUCUUCAGGCUCGUAUAUCACCUGACGGCCAACGCAUAGAGUAUCGUUAUCAAGACUAUCAUCGCAUAUAUCGCUUGUUCGAGGCACGAUUCAGGCUGCAUGUUGCUGCCUACCAAUGCCCCAUCACAUGUGCCCUAGAUGCAAUAUUUGUCAAUGCAGUACAACGCCUGGCUCCUGAGCUAUUGAACAUUCGGUCGGAAGACCCUGAUUGGUUACAACUACACGAUGAUCAUAUUUUACAGUUAAUGGAAAUGGAUCCUGCAUCGCGAUAUAUAAAGGAGCCCCAACGAAUUGUAGAAGUAUCCGGCGAUGAUUGUUCCGGAUCGAAUAUCAUACGAGUGCAUAGAAAUAUACCUGGACCAUGGGACGCGAUGCAGUCAGGGGCUUUUGCUUUCUUUGGCAAUGAAAGAAAGAAACGUACAUUUAAUCCUUGGCUGAGCUCGACAAUAAUUGACAGGUGCUAUAAGUUGGAAUAAAAAUCUCAACCUGAAGGAUCCCAUUUCACAGAACAGAUUAUGUUUAAAGCGCCAACCAAACGUUUUUUUUUUGUUUUCCUUGCUUUUCGCUUUCUAUAUUUUUAAUAAACUAUAUUUCAUGACGUUAAAUUAAAACACUCUGGAGGUUGCGGUACGUCGCACACAUCGCAUAUUGUUAUCCAUUAUUAUGUUAUGUUUUAUCAAUUAUUUGAAGUUUUUUAUUUUAGUCUUAUGUGUUCCAUUUAAAAGUUGAAAAAGUAAAGACAGUGCAAAAACGAAGUGUUCUUAAAGUAUUCAUUUAUUAGUUUAUACAUUGUAUUAUCAUAAUCAGCUUAAAACUAAAAUACUAAAACAAAAAUUUCAACAGUUCACUUGAAGACAUCACAAUUCAAAUUCAGGUCUUUCUAACAUUAAGUACUUACUAAUCAAUAUAAAUAUAAGAAGGAUUUGUCAUAUUUUUGAUAACCAUUUUGAAAUAUACACAAGAGAAAACAA
Molecule: messenger RNA, 1926 nt
Organism: Drosophila eugracilis
Lineage: Eukaryota; Metazoa; Arthropoda; Insecta; Diptera; Drosophilidae
Gene: fal
Product: deoxynucleoside triphosphate triphosphohydrolase SAMHD1 homolog
Exons: 5
Coding region: 181-1431 (416 amino acids)
Biological process (GO): dGTP catabolic process
Cellular component (GO): nucleus
Molecular function (GO): dGTPase activity
Source: RefSeq, a predicted model, not a curated record